AUGCUGCACCCGUUUGCUCGUCGACUCCAGAAGGAGUAUAAAACGCUCUCUCGCAACCCACUCCCAAAAGUUACUAUGCUCUCCGAGAGCGACAUGACCAACUACAAAUUUGAAAUGGCCAUCGACAACGACAUAUACGCUGGCCAAAAAUAUCUUCUCCAGGUCAAUAUCGAGAACGAUUAUCCCGUUGACCCGCCCAUUGUGCGUUUUGGACGAUCUGAUGACUACGUUGUUCCCCUCCAUCCUCACAUUUACUCAAACGGCCACAUUUGCCUAAACAUCCUUGGGAAAGACUGGACUCCGGCGUGCUCUGUGGAAAGCAUUGUUUUAAGUAUUCAAAGCAUGCUUUACAACAAUGAGCUCGAAGAAAGACCGCCAGAUGAUGAUCGCUAUGUGGCCCUGGCGCCUAAAAACCCCAAACACACACUAUUUGCCUAUCAUGACGACAAUGUGUAA
Messenger RNA from Clavispora lusitaniae ATCC 42720, 456 nucleotides. RefSeq names its product Ubc15p (gene UBC15). The record is from RefSeq and is a predicted model, not a curated record. Lineage: Eukaryota; Fungi; Ascomycota; Pichiomycetes; Serinales; Metschnikowiaceae.